Aspergillus welwitschiae is the source of this 1074-nucleotide messenger RNA. RefSeq names its product aldo/keto reductase. Bases 1 to 1074 code for a protein of 357 amino acids. The record is from RefSeq and is a predicted model, not a curated record. Lineage: Eukaryota; Fungi; Ascomycota; Eurotiomycetes; Eurotiales; Aspergillaceae. The transcript is spliced from 2 exons. Gene Ontology annotation, molecular function: aldose reductase (NADPH) activity. Gene Ontology annotation, cellular component: cytosol.
AUGGCUACAGCAACCGCAGCAGUCAACUCCACCGGCCCCCAAGUCCCCAGAGACCCAAUCGUCUCCGUCAAAUCAACAAGCGGCACUCACCCUCCCACCACCCGCACAACAUAUACCCUCAACACGGGCGCCAAAAUCCCCGCCCUCGGGGUCGGCACCUUCCAAGACCCCGACUCCCAAGAAGACACCGUCUGCCAAGUCUUACAGCGUGGUAUGCGGCUAAUCGACACAGCACGGGUCUACGGCGUGGAACAGCAAGUCGGCAGGGGAAUCAAGAAGAGCGGCGUCCCCCGCGAAGAGAUCUUCCUUGGCACGAAGCUCUGGUGUAACGAUUUCCACCCCGACGAUGUGGAGCGCGCGGUGGAUGAUUCUUUGCGGGACCUGGAUACGCCCUACGUCGAUUUAUUGUUGAUGCAUUAUCCGUGCACGUUCAAGCGGGGCGAAGAUCGGUUUCCCCGCGAUGCGGAGGGGAGGAUGAUACAUGGGGAGACUGCGUUUGUGGAUACGUGGAGGGCGUUGGAGAAGGUGGUUAAGACGGGUAAGGUGAGGGCCAUUGGGGUGUCGAAUUUCAGCAAGGGUGAGAUUGAGACGUUGCUUAGGGAGACUUCUACUGUCCCCGCCGUGCACCAAAUGGAAGUCCACCCCUACCUCCAGCAGAAGGGCUUCAACGAGUGGCUUCGCGAAAAGGGUAUUCACGUCGUCCAGUUCAGUCCCCUCGGGAACAUGAACGACUUCUACCGCCAGGCAGGAUGGUCGAAGGAAAUCGCGCACAUGAUGCGGGUGAUUGAUCAGCCCAUCCUCAAAGAGAUCGGACAGAAAUACGGCAAGAGUCCAGUGCAAGUUGUGCUUGCGUGGGGGAUUAAUAGCGGCCGCUCGGUUAUUCCGAAGACUGUGAUCGAUUGGCAGAUUGAGGAGAAUUUGGCUGCUGAUUUUGAGCUGGAUGCAGAGGAUAUGGCUCGAAUUGCUACAUUGGAUGCAAAGGCGCGGUUCAAUGACCCUAGUUUUGAUUAUGAGUGGCGGUUGUAUAGUGAUUUGGAGGGAAUUGAUGGCACCAUGAAGGGGAGAACACACUAG